Xenia sp. Carnegie-2017 is the source of this 1662-nucleotide messenger RNA. RefSeq names its product nephrocystin-3-like. The transcript is spliced from 5 exons. Gene Ontology annotation, biological process: signal transduction. The coding region runs from base 1 to 1662 and encodes 553 amino acids. Gene Ontology annotation, molecular function: protein binding. Lineage: Eukaryota; Metazoa; Cnidaria; Anthozoa; Malacalcyonacea; Xeniidae. The record is from RefSeq and is a predicted model, not a curated record.
AUGCCAAAGCCAAAGACCAAAGAGUGUUAUGAAAAAGCGUUGGAAAUUCGAGAAAAAUCACUUGGUCCAGAACACGUUGAUGUAGCUGUGACUUUAAAAAAUCUUGGCAUUGUUUAUUAUGAUAUCAACAAAUAUGCCAAAGCCAAAGAGUGUUAUGAAAAAGCGUUGCAAAUUCAACAAAAAUCACUUGGUCCUAAACAUGUUCAUGUGGCUAAGACUUUAAGCGAUCUUGGUAGUAUGUAUCUUUGUACUAAAGAAUAUGACAAAGCAAAAGAAUCAUUUGAUAAAGCGCUAGAAAUUCAACAGAAAUCACUUGGUCUUGAAUAUGUUGAUGUAGCUACGACUUUAAACAAUCUUGGCAAUGUGUACCAUCGUACUAAAGAAUAUGACUUAGCAGAAGAAUUAUUUAAAGAAGCGUUGAAAAUUCAACAAAAAUUACUAGGUUCUGAACAUGUUGACGUAGCUAAGACCUUAAACGAUCUCGGUAAUGUGUAUGAUGAGACCAACAAAUUUACCAAUGCCAAAGAAUGUUACAAAAAAGCGUUGCAAAUUCGAAAAAAAUCACUAGGUCUUGAUCAUGUUGAUGUGGCUACGACUUUAGAUAAUAUUCGUAUGGUGCUCAAAAAGCCUGAAGACUAUACCAAAUCAAAAGAAGUUUAUGAAAAAGCCCUGGAAAUUCGAAAAAAUUUUCUAAGUCCAGAAUAUGUUGAUAUGGCUAAGAUUUCACACGAUCUUGGUAAUGUGUAUCUUUGUACUAAAGAAUAUGACAAAGCAAAAGAAUCAUUUGAAAUAGCGCUGGAAAUUCGACAAAAAUCACUUGGUCUUGAACAUGUUGAUGUGGCUGCGACUUUAAAUAAUCUUGGCAAUGUAUACCAUCGUAGUAAAGAAUAUGACAAAGCAAAAAAAUUAUUGAAAAAAGCGUUGGAAAUUCAACAAAAAUCACUAGGUCCUGACGAUAUUGAUAAAGCAAAAACUUUAAACAAUCUUGGUAAUGUGUACCAUUGUACUAAAGAAUAUGACAAAGCAAAAGAAUUUACGAACAAAUAUGCCGAAGCCAAAGAGUGUUAUGAAAAAGCGUUGGAAAUUCGAAAGAAAUCGCUUGGUCCAGAACAUGUUGAUGUGGCUGCGACUUUAAACAAUCUUGGCAAUGUGUACCAUCGUACUAAAGAGUAUGACAAUUUUGGCAAUGCGAUUCGUCCCACUAAGCUAUGUGACAAUGCAAAAGAAUUUAACGAAAAAGUGUUGGAAAUUCGACAAAAAUCUGUUGCUUCGGAUCAUGGUGUUUUUACUGAAUCUUCGAACAGUAUUGAAAUAAGGCCUGAUGAUACUGCUGAUGCUAAAUCCCCUUCAAAUUUACACGUUCAUAUGGAGAAAAUAGAAGAAAUUAAACAAAUUCUGCUAGAGUUUGCCAAAGAAAUUCCUGAUAAAUGGAAGGAUUUGGCAAGAUUGCUGAAUGUCAGCGAUGCGAAAAUAAAAGAAAUUGAACUAGAUCAUCGUAAAGUGGCCUGGCAAGGGUUUGAAAUGCUAAAGUUUUGGUGGGAUAAUCGAGAAAAGAAUCAGUUGUGGUACGAAGAACUUGCUGUUGCUUUUAGCAAGAUCGAGAAAAAAAAUUUGGCUAAAGACCUUGUUAAUAAAGGUGCAAAUGUUGCUAAAUACUGUUAA